AUGGCCUCCUCCUCCUCGCCGCCGCCGCCGCCGCUGCUGCUGCUCCUGGCCGCCACGGCCCUGUCGGCGUGGGCAGCCUCCCCGGGCUCCGAGGGCGCCAACGGCAGCAGCAGCAGUAGCAGCAGCAGCAGCAGCAGCGGCGCAGCCGGCGCGACGGUGGUGACCGUGGCUCUGGUGCUGCCGGAGCGCAACCCCAGCUACCCGUGGGCCCGGCCGCGCGUGGGCCCCGCCGUGGACAUGGCCCUGGAGGCGCUGGAGCCGGCGCUGCGGGCCGCCGGGCUGUCCACGCGCACCGUGUUCGCCACGUCGGAGCUCCACGGCGCCUGCUCGGAGUCGGUGGCGCCUCUCAAGGCCGUGGACCUGAAGCUCUACUACGACCCGGACGUGCUGCUCGGGCCCGGCUGCGUCUACCCGGCCGCCUCGGUGGGGCGCUUCGCCUCGCACUGGCGCCUGCCGCUGCUCACGGCCGGCGCGGUCGCCUCGGACUUCCGCCACAAGAAGGAGCAUUUCAGCACGCUGGUCCGCACCGGCCCGUCGGCGCCCAAGCUCGGCGCGUUCGUGGCCCAGCUGCACGAGCACUUCAACUGGACCUCCCGCGCCGCCCUGCUCUACGUGGACCGCAAGACCGACGACCGGCCCUUCUACUUCACCAUCGAGGGCGUCUACGAGGAGCUGCGCCACGCCGGCCUCACCGUGGGCUACCACAUCUACGCGCCCCGCGACAACAACGGCAGCGCCGGCGCCGGCGACGAGGGAGGCGGCCCGGAGACGGCCGUCCAGUUCAUCAAGGCCAACGGGCGAGUCAUCUACAUCUGUGGGCCACUGGAGAUGUUGCACCAGGUCCUGCGCCUGGCCCAGUAUGAGACCAUGGCCAAUGGCGACUACGUCUUCUUCUACGUGGAUGUCUUUGGAGAAAGCCUGCGAGCCGAGGGCAACCGGGAGGCUGCCAAGCCCUGGCAGAGUAAGGAAGGCCAGGACCUAGGAGGCCUACGGGAGGCCUUCCGGACGGUGCUGGUGAUCACCUACCAUGAGCCCCAAAACCCAGAAUACCGGCGCUUCCAGAAUCAGCUGAUCCUGCGUUCCCGAGCGGAGUUUCAGGUGGAGCUCAAUGACUCACUGAAGAACCUGGUGGCCGGCUGCUUCCAUGAUGGGCUGCUGCUCUACGCCAUGGCGCUGAAUGAGACGAUCAACGAAGGCGGGACCAAGCGCAACACCAGCCGCAUCCUCGAAAAGAUGAAGGGGCGGAAGUUCCAGGGCGUCACUGGGACUGUGAGCAUGGACGAGAACAACGACAGAGACACGGAUUUCGACCUGUGGGCCAUGGCAGAUGCGGAGAGUGGCGAGUACCAGAUGGUAGGACACUAUGUGGGAUCGGAGAAGCAGAUGAACUGGCUGGGGCCCAUCCGCUGGGUGAAGGGGGGGCCGCCACUCGACAACCCACCCUGUUUCGACGUGGACGACCCCUCCUGCGAUCAAAGUCCCCUCAACACGCUGGCCAUUGUGGCGCUGGGCGCUGGGCUCACCUUCCUCAUGUUUGGCGUUUCCAGCUUCCUGAUCUUCAGGAAGCUCAUGCUGGAGAAGGAGCUGGCCAGCAUGCUGUGGCGCAUCCGCUGGGAGGAGCUGCAGUUCGGGAGCGCGGAGCGCUACUGCAAGGGGGCCGGCAGCCGCCUCACCCUCUCUCUGCGAGGGUCCAGUUACGGCUCCCUGAUGACGGCACAUGGCAAGUACCAGAUUUUUGCCAACACAGGACUCUUCAAGGGAAACGUGGUGGCCAUCAAACACGUCAACAAGAAGCGGAUUGAGUUGACGAGGCAGGUGCUCUUCGAACUCAAGCACAUGCGAGACAUCCAGUUCAACCACUUGACACGGUUCAUCGGGGCCUGCAUUGAUCCGCCCAACAUCUGCAUCGUGACCGAGUACUGUCCCCGUGGCAGCUUACAGGACAUUCUGGAGAACGAGAGCAUCAACCUCGACUGGGUGUUCCGCUACUCGCUCAUCAAUGACAUCGUCAAGGGCAUGGCCUUCCUGCACACCAGCAUCAUUGGCUUCCACGGCAGCCUCAAGUCCUCCAACUGCGUCGUGGACAGCCGCUUCGUGCUCAAGAUCACGGACUACGGCCUGGGCAGCUUCCGGCAUUGCAGUGAGAGCGAGGGCAGCCAUGCUCUGUACGCCAAGAAGUUGUGGACUGCCCCAGAGCUGCUGCAAAAGGGCCCCCCGAUUCUGGCCCCCCUCGCCAUGCAAAAAGCCGACGUGUACAGCUUCGGGAUCAUCCUCCAGGAGAUUGCGUUGCGCAACGGGGCCUUCUACAUUGAGGGCAUGGACCUCAGCCCCAAGGAGAUUGUGCAGAAGGUGCGCAACAGCCAGAGGCCCUACUUCCGGCCCACCACUGACACGCGGCUGCACAGCGAGGAGCUGGCCGUCCUGAUGGAGCGCUGCUGGGCCCAGGACCUGACCGAGCGGCCAGACUUUGCCCAGAUCAAGAUCUUCAUCCGGCGCUUCAACAGGGAGGGCAGCACCAGCAUCCUGGACAACCUGCUCUCGCGCAUGGAGCAGUACGCCAACAACCUCGAGAAGCUGGUCGAGGAGCGCACGCAAGCCUACCUGGAGGAGAAGCGCAAGGCAGAGGCCCUGCUCUACCAGAUCCUCCCCCACUCAGUGGCUGAGGAGCUCAAGCGCGGAGAGACGGUGCAGGCGGAGGCCUUUGAUUGCGUCACCAUCUACUUCAGUGACAUCGUGGGCUUCACCUCCUUGUCAGCGGAGAGCACCCCCAUGCAGGUGGUGACCCUCCUCAAUGACCUCUACACCUGCUUUGACGCCAUCAUUGAUAACUUUGACGUGUACAAGGUGGAGACGAUUGGCGAUGCCUACAUGGUGGUGUCGGGGCUGCCUGUGAGGAACGGCAAGAUGCACGCGCACGAGGUGGUCCGCAUGGCGCUCGCCCUCCUCGAGGCGGUCCAGACGUUCCGCAUCCGGCACCGGCCCAACGAACAGCUGCAUCUGCGCAUCGGCAUCCACUCGGGGCCCGUGUGCGCUGGGGUGGUGGGCCUCAAGAUGCCGCGCUACUGCCUCUUCGGGGACACCGUCAACACAGCAUCGCGCAUGGAGUCCAGCGGCGAGGCGUUGAAGAUUCACGUCUCCUCCACUACCAAGGAGAUCCUGGACGAGUUUGGCUGCUUUGAGCUGGUUCUGAGGGGAGAUGUGGAGAUGAAGGGCAAAGGGAAGAUGCGGACGUAUUGGCUGCUGGGUGAGAAGAAGUCGGCCGUCAUCUGAGGUGGCUUCUCCCCGUGACUCCUCCCACUUGGGUACAGGGCAGCAGCUCCUCCCACCCAGAGCCACAGAUGCCUUGGUGCAAUGAGGGCCCCAGCAAUAUGAGAGCGAGAGAGAGCGAGAGGGAAGGAGGAUGGACCAGCAGGGGCAGGUGAUGCCCCACCUGGAGAGGCCCUGGGCCCACCUGGGCAGAAGGCCACAGACCGCUGCCUCUCGCUGCGCUGGACCGCAACGUCUCCCUGACACGGAAGCAGCCCCCUGACCAGAUCACAAGAACUGGGCCGGCAGGAGCCCAGGAGACACGGCCGGCCUGCACCAGCAUGGGGCUGUGCCCAGCUCAUUCCCGCAUGCCCGGCCCAGCAGUGGCCUGGCUGGAUCCUGACCCCCGCGGCUCCACAGCUCAGCUGGCUGAGCUCACCUCCUCCCAUCAGGACUGCAGCUGCCCACCCACCCCCGCAC
Molecule: messenger RNA, 3726 nt
Organism: Elgaria multicarinata webbii
Lineage: Eukaryota; Metazoa; Chordata; Lepidosauria; Squamata; Anguidae
Gene: NPR2
Product: natriuretic peptide receptor 2
Exons: 22
Coding region: 1-3270 (1089 amino acids)
Biological process (GO): protein phosphorylation; receptor guanylyl cyclase signaling pathway; intracellular signal transduction
Cellular component (GO): plasma membrane
Molecular function (GO): guanylate cyclase activity; natriuretic peptide receptor activity; protein kinase activity
Source: RefSeq, a predicted model, not a curated record